Salvia splendens (bonfire salvia) is the source of this 2074-nucleotide messenger RNA. RefSeq names its product probable serine/threonine-protein kinase At1g01540. Bases 382 to 1878 code for a protein of 498 amino acids. Gene Ontology annotation, biological process: protein phosphorylation. Gene Ontology annotation, molecular function: ATP binding; protein kinase activity. The record is from RefSeq and is a predicted model, not a curated record. The transcript is spliced from 8 exons. Lineage: Eukaryota; Viridiplantae; Streptophyta; Magnoliopsida; Lamiales; Lamiaceae.
GAAUUAGAGUAUCCACUUUUCCUUUUCGACAGUGAGAAUUUUCACUCGGACAGACACGCAAAUUUCAAGUACAGUGUAGCUAUAGAUUCUCUCUCUCUCUCUCUCUCUCUCUCUCUCUCUCUCACACACACACACACACACACACACAAGCUCGCCGGCGAAUUACUUCACCGGCGGGAGGCUUUCCGAAAUCAAUUUCUGCCAAAUCUCCGGGUGAAGCCGCCGAGAAUCAAUUCUCAACCGAAAUCUACGUUUAUGAACACUCAAUUGAGCUUAAACCUAGCAAAUCGAGAUUUCCGCGCUCCUGCUCUGUUCUCAUUGUGCAUGUCGGUUUCUCCACUUCUCUCACCAAUCUCACACUAAACACGCACUGCGGCGAAGAUGACGGUCUACGAUGCGGCGUUUGUGAACACGGAGCUCUCGAAGAAGACCUCGAUCUUCGGCCUACACCUAUGGGUGGUGAUCGGGAUAGUAGUCGGAGCUGUGAUUGUGCUGAUCCUCUUCCUGUUGUCGCUCUGCAUCACCGCCUUUCGCCGCCGCAAGGGAAAGGGUGGUCGGAAGGGAAAGAUCUCCGGCGCCGCCGAGUUUACUCCCGUCGUGUCCAAGGAAAUCCAGGAGAUCGUCCACAACUCCUCCGUCUCUGCCGCCGCCGAUCACCGCCCGAUAGGUCCUCAGGCUGUCCCUGAAAUACAGAUUGAUAUGGGGAAAGUGGAGCACAGGGUGGUGUUUUCUGAUCGAGGAGCAUCGAGUGGCGAGAGCAGGGCCACUAGUGGAGCUGACACAGGGUCGUUUGGUGGAGGUAGUGGGUCGUUGCCAGAGGUGUCACAUUUGGGAUGGGGAAGGUGGUACACUUUAAGAGAACUCGAGGCAGCCUCAAAUGGAUUGGCAGAUGAGAAUGUGAUCGGGGAAGGGGGAUAUGGUAUUGUGUAUUACGGUGUAGUGGCUGAUAACACGAAAAUUGCUAUUAAGAACUUGCUGAACAACAGGGGUCAGGCUGAGAAAGAGUUCAAGGUAGAGGUUGAAGCAAUUGGGCGAGUCAGACACAAGAAUCUUGUUAGGUUGUUUGGCUACUGUGUGGAAGGGGCUUAUAGGAUGCUAGUUUAUGAAUAUGUAGAUAAUGGAAAUUUGGACCAGUGGCUUCACGGAGAUGUUGGGGAAGUCAGCCCCUUGACAUGGGAUAUCCGUGUGAAUAUAAUUUUAGGAACUGCAAAAGGCUUGGCUUAUUUACAUGAAGGUCUUGAACCAAAGGUUGUUCACCGUGAUAUCAAGUCCAGCAACAUAUUGCUAGACCGUCAAUGGUAUCCUAAAUUGUCAGAUUUUGGGCUUGCUAAGCUCUUGAAUUCAGAAAGCUCAUAUGUGACAACUCGAGUAAUGGGAACAUUUGGAUAUGUUGCUCCAGAAUAUGCUUGCACUGGUAUGCUAAAUGAGAAGAGUGAUAUAUAUAGCUUCGGGAUACUAAUUAUGGAGGUAAUUACUGGAAGAUCUCCUGUUGAUUAUAGCCGGCCGCAGGGUGAGGUUAAUCUGGUCGAUUGGCUGAAAAUGAUGGUUGGAAGCAGAAAGUCAGAGGAGGUGGUGGAUCCCAAAUUGGCUGAAAGACCUGAUUCAAAAGCUCUCAAACGUCUGAUCUUGAUUGCCCUUAAGUGUGUAGACCCGGAUGCCCAGAAGAGGCCAAAAAUGGGCCAUGUAAUACACAUGCUGGAAUCCGAGGACUUGCUGUCUCGUGAGGAGAAACGAAUUGCUCGUGAAUCUCUGAGUUCUCACCGGGAAGAAAGUCAUCAAGGUUCAGAGCUGACUAACAAACAAAGCAGCAAAGGUACAUCUGAUAAUGUUGAAGGAGACAGCAGUAGGAACCAUCACGCACCAACUAGUUGGAGAUAGUACGCGGAUUCGGUACUUGCUAUGUAUGAAAAUUCCUCAUGCUUAUUUAUGCCGUUUAAUCAGUUCCAUUCUUAUCCUCUAUCACCAAUUUUUUCUAUAGUUAGUGCCUAAAGCGUUGUUAACUAGCACUUGUGAAAUGAAUGAUUUGUUCUUGACUCUUUAUAGAAAGAAACCGUGGCAAUUUGUUUGUUUCACA